AUGCUGAACGUAUCCUCCAUGAAUGUACCAGGGGAUUCUCCAGUUACUGGUGGUCAGAAGACUCUAGGUCUCACCUCGGCAAUAAGUUUGGCUGGCCCCAAACCAACAGAUCUGCAGCGGACCAAAGAGCUGGAGGACAUAUUACGGGAAUAUGACGUGUAUGAAAGCGAAGAAGAAUUGGCCCAAAGGUUGGAGGUGUUGAGCAGUGUGAAUGCUCUAGUCAAAGAAUGGAUCAGGGAUGUGAGCCUGAGGAAGAACAUGCCUCCAAGUGUUGCAGAGACAAUGGGAGGGAAGAUCUAUACAUUUGGUUCCUACAGGCUAGGGGUGCAUACCAAAGGAGCUGACAUUGAUACAUUGUGUGUUGCUCCACGCCAUGUGGACCGGUCCGACUUUUUUGGUUCAUUUUUUGAGAUGCUGAAGGAGAAGCCUCAGGCUACUGAUCUCAGAGCUGUUGAAGAUGCCUAUGUACCUGUGAUCAAGAUGAAAUGGGAGGGGAUCGAACUUGACAUGCUAUUUGCACGACUAGCUUUGAAGGAGAUAAGCGAUGCUCAGGAUUUGAGAGAAGACAAUCUUCUGAAAAACCUGGACCCUAAGUGUGUGAGAAGCUUGAAUGGGUGCCGUGUGACUGAUGAGAUUCUCCGCCUGGUUCCAAACCCUGAGAGCUUCAGAUUGGCAUUAAGAGCCAUUAGACUCUGGGCAAAACGUCAUGGGAUAUAUAGCAAUGUACUUGGCUACCUUGGUGGAGUUUCGUGGGCUAUGUUGGUGGCACGUACCUGUCAGCUGUAUCCAAAUGCUGCAGCUGCCACCUUGGUCCACAAAUUCUUCUUGGUUUUCUCCAAGUGGGAGUGGCCACAGCCAGUCCUUUUGAAACAGCCAGAAAACUGCAACCUUGGCUUCCCUGUCUGGGACCCACGGGUGAAUGUAUCAGAUCGGUAUCACCUGAUGCCUAUCAUCACCCCAGCAUAUCCACAACAGAAUUCCACUUUCAAUGUGUCCCUGCCUACACGUGCCAUCAUGCAAGAAGAAUUCAAGAAGGGCUUGGAGAUCACAGAUGAGAUCAUGCUUGGCAAAACAAUCUGGCACAAGCUCUUUGAACCCCCAAACUUCUUUGGCAAGUACAAACACUUCAUAGUGCUAAUAGCAUCAGCAGCCACUGCAGAGGACCAAUUGGAGUGGUAUGGUCUUGUUGAGUCCAAAAUUAGGCAUCUUAUUAUGAUUCUGGAAAGGAACCCUCACAUUGAGAGGGUGCAUGCAAACCCAGAGAGCUUCCCACCUUUGGAUCCCAAAGAGGAGAAACUGAAGUGCAUGUGGUUCAUAGGACUUGGAUUCGCUAAGACUGACAACCUCAACAUUGACCUGACUUUUGACAUUCGGAGCUUCACUGAUGCUGUGAUGAUGCCUGCUGUCUCCACAAAUGUAUGGAAAGAGGGCAUGAACAUCGAUGCCAAAUAUGUGAAGAGAAAACAACUAAACCAGUAUCUAUCUUCAGACAUCCUUAACAAACACAAGAGAAUGUCAUCUCAAGGCGUAGUCAGCUCAACAGGAACUGGGGCUGUAGGAAUUCCCACUGCAAAUGGGGCUUUUGUCUCACCCAUUGGGGUGCAAAGUGAUGUCACAUUGUUACAUGUCUCUAAAAAGAGGCCUUUUAUCCCCACCGCAUCUGAUCCAUGGAACAAGAAGGUUCGAAUGAAGGAUCAGCCCACGCUCUCUGGGUCACCUGACCUCUUCUCCUUAUCACCACAUAGCGAGGACUCAAAUAGUGGGAAUGUGGAUGACUCAAGUUCUGGAAUGUCAGUGGAUUCCAUUCCAGUUGGGCCAGGUAGUACACCCAUGAGCUCUGAAGAUAUGGAACUUCAGCCUCCCUCAUCCCAGCAACAACAGCCACCUCCAGCCCAACUUUCGACAUUGAGGCUCCCUGAAACGGGGGAAAAGCCUCCCUCAUUCCCUUCUCCCUCCCACUCCCCUUCACCCAACCCUUGUCCACCUAUCAGAGAGCAGCGUCGUUUGCCCAGCGAGGAGCUCCAAGACAUUCGCACUCCAGACCCCACACAACUCUUCUUCCCUCCUGGUUCCAUCAAGUUGACACUCCUCAAAUGAUUCUUUUUGCUCACACUUUUUUUUGUUUCUCUCCGUCUUUUCUCUUUUUCACGGUUCCGAUUUGAAUAUGUUUUCGGUUGCAAACCUCAGUGACAGUGAUUGCCUGAAUCUAGUGUGUUCGGCAGAGCGGGGAUGCAUUUUCUGUUUCUUGUGAUACUUGCCUCGUAGUGUGUCUCCUCCCUUUACUCUUUUUUUUUUCUACUCCGCGUGCCAUCUACUUUGGUGGAUGAUUCUGCCGAGGAAAGAGGGCAGGCCAUUCCAGGGUUCAAAUUUCCCCCCCACGUUACAAGUUGCCCUCUCGUAAAGGGCAUCUGUGCAAAAUCCAAGCAAAAACCGGGCCUGAUCUCAUCCGAUGCUACUGCGUGCUGAGUAAGUUCGCCGCUCUCGUGGAGUGUCUGGAACGUCUGGCGUCUUCCACGAUUCGACACCGGUCCCAAGAAACGGAAGCUUCGCUUUUGCACGGACGAUUCUAACGAGUUCCAUGUUUAUUUGGUGUCAUUUAAAAAGAGAGAGAUCGUCUGAUCUGUACCGAGAAUUUUUUCUGUGACCUGUGGAAGGAAGAGGAAUAAAAAGAGGUGAAUCCGAGGUGCCGAACAUGGUGUGCAUUCCAGGGCAGUCGAUGUUGCAGCGAGACGAAGAAACGCUGGAGUCCCAGAGGGAAUACGACCGAUGCCGUUGCUGUUUCCUCAAUGCACUUGGGAGUGGGGAAUUGUGCUACUCGAAUUCAGUCGUCGAUCCAGCUUGUUUUUUUUUUGUACAUAACAAAUUUGUGCGGUUGGAGUAUUUUUUUUUGUUUGUGGAUCCAGUUUGUCGAUCGGUUGUCUUUGUCUUGCUGGAGGAGCGUAUUCCGAAUAAAGCCGAAACUAGUA
Darwinula stevensoni is the source of this 2966-nucleotide messenger RNA. The record is from the annotation of a GenBank genome assembly. Lineage: Eukaryota; Metazoa; Arthropoda; Ostracoda; Podocopida; Darwinulidae.